Molecule: messenger RNA, 818 nt
Organism: Daldinia vernicosa
Lineage: Eukaryota; Fungi; Ascomycota; Sordariomycetes; Xylariales; Hypoxylaceae
Product: transmembrane proteins 14C-domain-containing protein
Exons: 3
Coding region: 289-615 (108 amino acids)
Cellular component (GO): membrane
Source: RefSeq, a predicted model, not a curated record
GCGAGAGCUCGGAGAGCUUGAUAAUACCUACUUUCGCGGUCUCGGGGGAUCUCUAAAUCGCGAGCGGAAUAAGUUCGGGGGUUUGUUCGUAAACUCGCUUCCAUUGGGGAAACUUUCAACUUCAUCUAACUAACUCGUAGUUAGUUACAAGUUUUGUAAUAAUUGUGCAGUUAGUACCUACCUACCUACGUGAAUCGAUGGUCUUCAACACAGCAUAGGAUUGUUCUAAUUAAUUAAUUGAAGCCCGGUUAACCUACUAGUUAGUUAAGAACUUAUCGAAGUCUUGCGAUGGCGGAGCAUCCUUCGUUUACAUUGGCGGCUUUGCUUGCCGCUGGCGGAACUGCUGGAUUCGUCAAGACUCGCUCGAGGCCGUCGCUUAUCGCGGGCCUGGGACUAGGAGCUUCUUAUGCGUUUGCUGGCUACCUCAUAAAGGGCAACAAGGACUACGGCACGGAGCUCGCACUAGGAAACAGCAUCCUCCUGCUGGGCUCGGCCGUGCCGCGCGUCAUCAAGACCAAGGCCCGCGCCCCGGUGCCCAUCGGCUUGCUGGUUGCCGGCGCGCUCGCCACGUUCUACUACCAGAAGAAGGUCCGGGAGUUCCGGUUCGGCGUGUAGGGUUUUGCUUGGGGCGAAUUAUUUUAUUUGGGAAGUGGGUAUGAGAGAGAGAGAGUGUGGUAUCUCUCUCUUUGAAGAAACCCGGGUUCGGCUGGUUGCUGAUGUGUACGGUAUCGGAAAAUUGAUGGGUUUGUAUAAUAGGUUAGGUAGCUAAUUGUGUAUCCCUCCUCAUGCGAAGAACAGCUCGACCGAGUUUCGGCUCA